Messenger RNA from Cutaneotrichosporon cavernicola, 645 nucleotides. RefSeq lists its product as uncharacterized. Lineage: Eukaryota; Fungi; Basidiomycota; Tremellomycetes; Trichosporonales; Trichosporonaceae. Gene Ontology annotation, biological process: dTTP biosynthetic process; dUDP biosynthetic process; dTDP biosynthetic process. The coding region runs from base 1 to 645 and encodes 214 amino acids. The transcript is spliced from 4 exons. Gene Ontology annotation, molecular function: nucleoside diphosphate kinase activity; ATP binding; dTMP kinase activity. Gene Ontology annotation, cellular component: cytosol; cytoplasm; nucleus. The record is from RefSeq and is a predicted model, not a curated record.
AUGCCCCGCGGCGCUCUCAUCGUCCUCGAAGGAUUAGACCGCUCUGGCAAGUCGACACAGGUCGACCGCCUCGUUGCACGCCUUAAUGCCGAGGGACAUCGUGCGCGCCUGCACAAAUUUCCAGACCGCACCACCGCCAUCGGAAAGAUGAUCGACGCGUAUCUCCGUUCUGCGACUGACCUUGACGACCGCGCGAUCCACCUUCUCUUCUCGGCGAACCGGUGGGAGUGCCACGCCGCCAUAGAGAAAGACCUCGCGGACGGCAUCACAGUCGUCGCAGACCGCUACGCCUUCUCCGGCAUCGCCUUCUCUGCCGCCAAAGGCCUCGACUUCACCUACUGCCUGUCCCCUGACACGGGCCUCCCCCUCCCCGACACGACGCUGUAUCUCACCCUCUCUCCUGAGACAGCGGCACAGCGCGGCGCAUACGGUGCCGAGCGGUACGAGAAUGUGGACACGCAGAAAGCCGUCCGUGCCCAGUUCGCGAAAGUCGCGAAAGAGGUUGCGCGGCGACACGGCGACGCACGAUGGGUAGAGGUCAGCGCGGAAGGGAGCGUCGAGGAGGUCGAGCGCGAUAUUUGGGGGGUUGUGGAGGACGUCGUGCGGCGCGUGAAGGACGAACCGGUUGGGAGGUUGUGGGAGUAG